AUGGGAAAGUUGGGGGAGCACGAGGCCAUGGCCGAUGCCGCCAAGUCCCGGCUGGUGACGGACAUUUGCUCCGCCUCCAACCACGCGAUCGCAUGCUCCCACAGGACACGUCGUGGACCGCCCUGCAUCGACUGGUAUCGCCUUCUCGGAGUAGAAGAGAAUGCAGAGCUGGAUACCAUCCGGAAACAGUACCAUAAGCUAGCGUUGCAGCUUCAUCCAGAUAAGAAUCAUCAUCCGAAAGCUGAGCAUGCAUUCAAGCUCGUCUCAGAGGCAUAUUCAUGUCUAUCUGAUGAUGCAAAGAGGAACGCCUUCAACCUGGAGAGAUGGAGAAACCUGUGCUUGGACUGUCAGAGAAUCCCACACACAAGCUCAGCUUUUUCAAAGCCCACAGAUGGAUCAAAACCCCGGAGAACUUUAUCUGGAUUCAAGGACAUCAGAGAGAGGUUCAAAGAGGAAGCCAGGGUGAUAGAGAGGUGCUUGAGAGCCGCCGCGGCACUGAAGCAGGCAACCAUCAACAUUUCAUCGAACACCACGCGUGCAAGCAAGACCCGUCUCGGCAACGCCCACAAAGAGAGCCCAAUCUUCGACCCGUCGCACUAUAAGGCUGAUGGGUAUCCUCAUUUGAGGACCAGGAUGUACAAGCAUUCAGACAACUUUCGGUGCUCUAGUCUGAGAGAGAGAAACAAGGGCGCAGAGUUUGGUUCUCCAAUCUUUAUGGGCAAGAAAACAUCAGCAGAGAAGGGGUUGAGCAGCAGAUCAGUUUGUCUCCGUUCUUGACACCAAAAGGAAUUGCUUCCAUCUUCCAUCUUCCAUCUUCCACUUCAUUUUUUUAAAGGGUGUUUGUCAGAUCAAGGUAAAGUUAAAAUGCGCUAAUACAAGAAAUUGCUGAUGGAUUUCUGCCAUCGGUUAGCUGGGCUUUGUUGUAGAGCCCAUGUUAUAAGUCCUUUCCAAAGGCCAUUUUUCUCAUUGGCUAUUUACAAUAAUCAAUUAAGUCAUUU
Syzygium oleosum is the source of this 998-nucleotide messenger RNA. Its product is annotated as pre-mRNA-splicing factor cwf23-like. The transcript is spliced from 4 exons. NCBI's taxonomy places the organism in Eukaryota, Viridiplantae, Streptophyta, Magnoliopsida, Myrtales, Myrtaceae. The coding region runs from base 1 to 777 and encodes 258 amino acids. The record is from RefSeq and is a predicted model, not a curated record.